This is a messenger RNA of Salvia hispanica, 902 nucleotides long. The record is from RefSeq and is a predicted model, not a curated record. Lineage: Eukaryota; Viridiplantae; Streptophyta; Magnoliopsida; Lamiales; Lamiaceae.
CUUCUGCCCCACAUUUUUCCUUGUCUACCUUCUCUCUCAAAACCAAAUUUUCCCAUUUCUAUUUCCUCAAUGUUCUAACAAACUAUUUUCAGUCACCAAUGACGAUAGUUUCGACCCAAAUUUGUUGUUUCAUUCCAUUUCAUAUCUUCAAUGGAUAACGACUUCCCCCAAAUUCUCAAAAAGAUGAAACCAUUAAUCUCUCUAAUUCCAUAUAAUAUUAUUACGAUGUACAAUCCGGUGAUAAUGAGAAAUAUUAUGCUGUUGUACCGCAUACCGCAUAGUGUGCGGCCUAAUUUUUUUUACAUUAGCUUAUACAUAAAUAAGAUAUAUCGACAGUUAUUUUACUUUAAAGUUACUCAUCUAUCACGUUCUCUCUCCUUCCCCCUUUCCGCUUUUCUCGCCAUUCUGAUCUUAUUUCCACCGCGAUGGAUCAGCCAGAGGAUGGUAUUGCGUUGGAUGCAGAGAAAAAUGAGCUGGUUAAGGCAACAACUUACACUGCCGCUGAGGACAAUAUUGUGGGUGAGCUUGUGAAUGAGGCUGUUAAGGCAAAAAAUGUUGCUGAUGAUGUUAUUGUGGAGAAUGCAGUGAAAGAGCAGGUUAAGGCAACAACUGUCACUGACGCAGUUGAUGAUGUUGUGGCGGAGAAAUGGAAAGAGCCAGUUUUGGUUGGUCUUGUUGGUUCUGCGGAAGAUUAUACACCAAGAGCUAACAAACUGCCUUCCCUCAGUUGUGCUACUGUCUACAAAAAUGAAAAAGGGGAAGAACGAGCUAUUUGCUAUGUUUGUAAAGCAUUUGGUGAUCGAACGACCUUGACCUUAUCAUUCUUGAACUCAUAUCCAGAUUCAGUUUGCACCCAACCACUAGCCUCGGCCACACCGCAACAUUUUACAUGAAAUUUUGAC